AUGCACAUUAACGAUUCAACCUUCCAGGACCACAUGGCACUGACUGUGCUGGAGGGUUUGUCCGGGAUGGACGGUCAACAGAUGCCAGCGGUGAGCGGUCAACAUAACGUUGUCGAUAUAGUCAUGUCCGAGCUUGCCACCAUCACAAUGGAUACCGCCCCCACCGAUGCUGUAUCCGGCACUAAAACAUCAACCUUAGGGCUCAUCUACCUUGUCACCAUCCAGCUCAACCUCCUCGGCGGCCCAAACAUAAGCCAGACCCAGUUCAAGGCUAUUGAAGGACUGAUGCAAUACUUUAUCGACAAAAAUCUUCCCAAUCCCAAUAUUGCACCUUCAUACGGCUUCGCUGGUGUCUUUGACGGAGUCCAGCGUGGUACGGCCAUUGCCCUGGGGAAGUCAAACGACACGUUUGGAAACCCUAGCUCUCCAUGCAUCAACUAUGGUGUUCAGACUGGUGACUGGCUUACCGGAACCACGGUUGUUGUCAAUGGUCACGUCGAGAUACCAGAGCGCGCGGCUGUCUUCAAGAUUCUCAUCCCUUGGAAAAUUCUCGCUCAGAAUGGGGGCGCCAUGGGCCGUAUCUUCAGCCUUAUCUUUGAAGCUGACCAGGCCAAUGCCUCUAAAAGCGCUCCCCCCCUGUACUGUCUGGUGGAUGCCGCCUUCAACGACCGUGCUAUUGCAGCCCUCAGAAUCGAGCCCACUACAUUUCUGAAUGACAUUAACAACUUGAUCACAAUCAUUACAGCUUUUCUAAGGUGCUAUACGGUUGAAGCGAAUAUCUAA
Molecule: messenger RNA, 783 nt
Organism: Neurospora hispaniola
Lineage: Eukaryota; Fungi; Ascomycota; Sordariomycetes; Sordariales; Sordariaceae
Exons: 5
Coding region: 1-783 (260 amino acids)
Source: RefSeq, a predicted model, not a curated record